Ochotona princeps (American pika) is the source of this 4841-nucleotide messenger RNA. It is a transcript of the gene CARMIL1, whose product is annotated as capping protein regulator and myosin 1 linker 1. Gene Ontology annotation, cellular component: plasma membrane; lamellipodium. Lineage: Eukaryota; Metazoa; Chordata; Mammalia; Lagomorpha; Ochotonidae. The record is from RefSeq and is a predicted model, not a curated record. The coding region runs from base 412 to 4677 and encodes 1421 amino acids. Gene Ontology annotation, molecular function: protein binding. The transcript has 38 exons. Gene Ontology annotation, biological process: cell migration; regulation of Arp2/3 complex-mediated actin nucleation.
CCCCACGCCUUCCGCUUUCACCUAGGGCCGAAGGUGCGGGGAGGCCGGGCGGGCGCUGGCGCGGGCCGAGCCGCGCCGGGAAGGUCGAGCCUGGGGAGCCACCGGCCCGUGGCCGCGCCGCGCCCCGCGGGGUCCUGCCCGCGUCCGUUCCGCCGCCGGAGCUCCGGAGAGGAGUCAUGUAGCAGCAAUAGCGCCAGCAAACCCACCUCGUCUUUGCAACUCUUUUAUUUUUGGACUGGCGGGGAGUGGGGGGCGGCGGCAAAAUUAUAUCCCCUCCUUUUCUUACCCACCCCCAUUUGCCAUCUGCAUUUGCUUCUCUAAAAAAAGAUUUUAAAAACCGAGGGGCUGGGGGCCGGGCGGGGGCCUUAAAUCGGAGUCGGACCCGCAGUCCCCCGCACCUGGAGCGCAACCAUGAGCGAGGAGAGCAACGACGUCCCCAGGGAGCUGAUAGAAAGCAUAAAGGAUGUUAUUGGAAGAAAGAUAAAAAUUGCAGUCAAGAAGAAAGUAAAGUUGGAAGUUAAAGGAGACAAAGUUGAAAACCGAGUGCUGGUGCUCACAUCAUGCCGGGCCUUCCUGCUGACUGCACGUAUCCCUACCAAGCUCGAGUUAACCUUCAGCUACUUGGAGAUCCAAGGUGUUAUUUGCAACAAGCCUGCUCAGAUGGUUGUGGAAACGGAGAAGUGCACCAUCUCCCUGAAGAUGGCAUCGCUGGAGGACGGGAAUGACGUGCUGGCGCACAUCGGCACCUGCUUGCGAAAGAUAUUUCCUGGCCUUUCUCCAGUGAGGAUCAUGAAGAAGGUCUGCAUGGAGCCGUCUGAGCGCCUGGCCAGUCUCCAGGCCCUGUGGGACAGCCAGACCGUGGCUGAGCAGGGCCCCUGCGGUGGAUUUUCUCAAAUGUACGCCUGUGUCUGUGACUGGCUGGGGUUUUCAUACAGGGAAGAAGUGCAGUGGGAUGUGGAUACCAUUUAUCUGACGCAAGACACCAGGGAGUUGAACUUACAAGACUUCAGUCAUCUGGACCACAGAGACCUCAUCCCCAUCAUUGCUGCUUUGGAGUACAACCAGUGGUUCACCAAGCUGUCCUCCAAGGAUCUGAAACUCUCUGCGGAUGUCUGCGAACAGAUCCUUAGGGUGGUGAGUAGAUCCAAUCGACUGGAAGAAUUGGUGUUGGAAAAUGCUGGACUUAGAACAGAUUUUGCACAAAAACUGGCCAGUGCGCUCGCUCAUAAUCCCAACUCAGGACUCCACACGAUUAACCUUGCUGGCAACGCACUGGAGGAUAGAGGUGUGUCCUCUUUAAGUGUUCAAUUUGCCAAACUCCCCAAGGGAUUAAAACAUUUAAAUUUGUCCAAAACCUCAUUAUCACCUAAAGGGGUGAAUAGCCUUUGUCAGUCACUCAGUGCCAACCCUCUGACCGCCUCCACCCUCACCCAUCUAGACCUCUCAGGGAACAUCCUUCGUGGAGACGACCUCUCGCACAUGUAUAAUUUUUUGGCUCAGCCAAAUGCCAUCGCUCAUCUGGAUUUAUCCAACACAGAAUGUUCCCUGGACAUGGUCUGUGGAGCUCUUCUCCGUGGAUGCCUUCAAUAUUUAGCUGUUCUCAAUCUCUCCAGAGUCGUCUUCUCUCACCGGAAAGGAAAAGAAGUACCCCCAUCUUUCAAGCAGUUUUUUAGCAGUUCUCUGGCUUUGGUGCACAUCAACCUUUCAGGCACAAAACUGUCUCCUGAGCCCUUAAAAGCAUUGCUGUUGGGCCUGGCUUGUAACCAUAGUCUGAAGGGGGUUUCUCUUGACCUCAGCAGCUGUGAGCUGAGGUCGGGAGGCGCUCAAGUCUUAGAAGGGUGCAUUGCUGAAAUCCACAACAUCACCAGCUUAGACAUCUCUGACAACGGUCUGGAAUCUGACCUCUCUACCUUAAUAGUGUGGCUCAGUAAAAACAGAUCUAUCCAACAUCUGGCCUUAGGCAAAAAUUUUAACAAUAUGAAAUCCAAAAAUCUGACACCUGUAUUGGACAACUUAGUACAGAUGAUUCAAGAUGAAGAAUCCCCUCUGCAGUCCUUGUCCCUGGCUGACUCGAAACUCAAGACUGAGGCCAGCAUCAUCAUCAACGCCCUGGGAAGCAACACCUCGCUGACCAAAGUGGACAUCAGUGGGAAUGCAAUGGGAGACAUGGGAGCGAAGAUGCUAGCGAAAGCCCUGCAGAUCAAUACCAAGCUCAGGACUGUAAUCUGGGACAAGAACAACAUCACUGCACAAGGCUUCCAAGAUAUAGCUGUUGCUAUGGAAAAGAACUACACACUGCGAUUUAUGCCCAUUCCCAUGUACGAUGCUUCCCAGGCCCUAAAAGCAAACCCUGAGAAAACAGAAGAAGCUCUGCAAAAGAUAGAAAACUAUUUGCUACGGAAUCACGAGACCAGAAAAUACCUUCAGGAGCAGGCCUACCGCCUACAGCAGGGUAUUGUCACCAGCACCACCCAGCAGAUGAUUGACAGGAUAUGUGUGAAAGUUCAAGAUCACCUCAACUCCUUACGGAACUGUGGGGGAGAAGCCAUCCAGGAAGACUUGAAAUCUGCAGAACGGCUCAUGCGUGAUGCUAAGAACUCCAAGACGCUGUUACCAAACUUAUACCAUGUUGGCGGUGCGUCCUGGGCAGGAGCCAGUGGCAUGUCGUCCAGUACAAUCCAGGAGACCCUGGAAUCCAUGGCUGGAGAGGUCACGAGAGUUGUGGAUGAACAACUAAAGGCUGCGCUUGAAUCCAUGGUGGACGCUGCCGAGAACCUUUGUCCCAAUGUGAUGAAAAAGGCCCACAUCCGACAAGACCUGAUUCGUGCCAGCACUGAAAAGAUCUCCAUUCCACGUACCUUUGUUAAAAAUGUCCUGUUGGAGCAAUCUGGAAUUGAUAUCCUUAACAAAAUUAGUGAGGUGAAGCUGACUGUGGCCUCCUUCCUGUCUGAUCGAAUUGUGGACGAAAUCCUGGACGCACUCUCACGUUGUCAUCAUAAACUGGCUGACCAUUUCAGCAGGCGUGGCCAGACCCUCGCCCAGCAAGACUCCUUUGAGAUGGAGGUGGCUGAGGAGAAGCCAGUGAAGCGCUCCACCCUCACAGUGGAGGACCUGACUGAGGUGGAGCGCCUGGAAGAUCUGGAUACCUGCAUGAUGACUCCUAAAUCCAAAAGGAAGAGUAUCCACAGCCGAAUGCUGCGACCCGUAUCCAGGGCCUUCGAAAUGGAGUUUGAUCUGGAUAAAGCCCUGGAAGAGGUGCCCAUCCACAUCGAAGACCCGCCUUUCCCAUGCGUUAGGCCAGAGAAGCGCAGCUCGGCUUUCAUCUCUGAGCUGCCCUCGGAGGAGGGCAGGAAGCUGGAGCAUUUUACCAAGUUAAGGCCCAAGCGGAAUAAGAAGCAGCAGCCCACCCAAGCUGCGGUCUGUGCUGCCAGUGUGGUCCCCCAGGAUGGUGAACAGAACGGUCUUAUGGGGAGAGUCGAUGAAGGUGUAGAUGAGUUUUUCACCAAGAAGGUGACCAAAAUGGAUUCCAAGAAAUGGUCGAGCAGAGGAUCUGAGUCCCAUGAGCUUGGUGAAGGCGAUGAAAAGAAGAAGCGAGAUUCUCGAAAAAGUGGCUUUCUCAACUUAAUCAAAUCCCGGUCCAAACCCGAAAGGCCUCCUACCAUGCUAAUGGCGGAAGAGCCCUCCUCCCCCAAGGGGGCAGGUCGAAGUGCGGCCGUGGACAUCACACGGAAGGACGUCAGGGCGGCGGAGCACAACGGCACUCCAGAGCGGACGGAAGAGAUCAAGACCCCGGAUUCCCUGGAAGAAGGUCAAGGGGAAGAAACAGCAAGGGCGGAGCGCAGCGACAGCAGGAGCAGCCCGCAGGGCGGGCGGAGGUACGGCGUGCAGGUGAUGGGCAGCGGGCUGCUGGCCGAGAUGAAAGCCAAGCAGGAGAGGAGAGCCGCCUCGGCGAAGAAACUUGGAAACGACGCCUUCUCCCAGGAGCCUUCCAGUCCAGCCUUCAGCAGCACAGAGCGGUUGGAUGGAGCCGGAGCCGCGCCUAAACUGCACCCAGGUCUUCCAGAAAACCGCUUCGGUUCGGGAACACCGGAAAGGAACCCGCGAGCCGAGCCCAGGGCAGAGAUGGGCCCGAGGUCUCGCAGCCUGUCAGGCACACCGACGAGCCCUAAGCCCCUCCUGCAAUCGCCCAAGCCCAGCCUGGCCGCACGGCCCACCAUCCCGCAGAAACCCAGGAGCUCCUCUCGGCCUGAGGACAUUCCAGACUCUCCAUCUGGCCCCAGCUCCCCUAAAGUUGCUCUUCUUCCACCUGUCUUGAAAAAAGUUCCUUCAGACAAGGAGAGAGAUGGCCAGAGUAGCCCCCAGCCCAGUCCCAGGACAUUUUCCCAGGAAGUAGUGCAAAGAGGAGAUUAUUACAAAAGACAUUCAGAUCAUGGCAGUGGCAAGCCUUCCAGUGGAGGGAAAAGAUCUUCAGAACUGUACCCCGCCAUUGCAGAAGAGGAAUUGAAUGCAGUUGGGCACAGGAAGUCACAGCCAACAAAUGUGUCAAGGAGAAGCUGGGGCCAGCAGCCCCAGGAACAUCAAGAGCAAAAGCAGCGGCCCUCCAGCCGAGAUGGCCGUCAUGGCAGCAAGUCCAGUGACUCCGGAGAAGAAGCAGAAAAAGAGUUCAUUUUUGUGUAAGGGCCACCCUGCAUAGACCUCCCCGGGCAGGGCGCCUGGGUUGCCAGCAGAGAGGAACAGGGCAACACCUCUUCUUCCCAGACACUCUUCUCUUGGUGCUUGAAGCUCUCCUUUCUUUGCCCCUUCCACCCCACUUUUUUUUUAAAUAUAGAGAAAAAUAUCUA